Molecule: messenger RNA, 1525 nt
Organism: Cygnus atratus (black swan)
Lineage: Eukaryota; Metazoa; Chordata; Aves; Anseriformes; Anatidae
Gene: FNTB
Product: farnesyltransferase, CAAX box, beta
Exons: 11
Coding region: 42-1478 (478 amino acids)
Biological process (GO): protein farnesylation
Cellular component (GO): protein farnesyltransferase complex
Molecular function (GO): protein farnesyltransferase activity
Source: RefSeq, a predicted model, not a curated record
CCGCCGUCGGCCCCGCUGCCCCCGCCCGGGCCGGCCGCAGCAUGGCGGGAGCCUGCCCCGGGAGCCCCGGCGGGCGGCGGCGGCUGCGGGACGACGGCGUGAGGACGCACACCUCCAGCGAGCAGAGCAAAGUGGAGGACAUCGUGCAGGAGGUGUUCGACGCCUACAAGACGAACCACCACGCCGCCCAAUUCGUCCUGCAGCGGGAGAAGCACUUCCAUUACCUGAAGAGAGGCCUCCGGCAGCUGAGUGAAGCCUACGAGUGUCUGGACGCCAGCCGCCCCUGGCUCUGCUACUGGAUCCUGCACAGCUUGGAGCUGCUGGAGGAGCCCAUUCCCCAGGCGGUCGCCUCUGACGUCUGCCAGUUCCUGAGUCGCUGCCAGAGCCCGCAGGGCGGCUUCGGGGGGGGCCCCGGCCAGCACCCCCACCUCGCCCCGACCUACGCCGCCGUCAACGCGCUCUGCAUCAUCGGCACGGAGGAGGCGUUUGGCGUCAUCGACAGGUACAGCGGGGGGCCAGCACGGCGCGGGGGCUGCAGCGGGGUGGGGGCCGGGUCCGCGCUGCCCCUCGUACCCGCGUCCCGCAGGAAGAAGCUCCUGGAGUACCUGCACGCGCUGAAGCAGCCCGAUGGCUCCUUCCUCAUGCACAUCGGCGGCGAGGUGGACGUGAGGAGCGCCUACUGCGCCGCCUCGGUGGCGUCGCUCACCAACGUCCUCACGCCCGCGCUCUUCGCCGGGACGGCCGAGUGGAUCGCGAGGUGCCAGAACUGGGAGGGCGGCAUCGGCGGGGUGCCGGGCAUGGAGGCCCACGGCGGGUACACCUUCUGCGGCGUGGCGGCGCUGGUCAUUCUCAAGAAGGAGCACCUGCUGAACCUCCGCAGCUUGCUGCACUGGGUGACCGGCCGGCAGAUGCGCUUCGAGGGCGGCUUCCAGGGCCGCUGCAACAAGCUGGUGGACGGCUGCUACUCCUUCUGGCAGGCCGGGCUGCUGCCCCUGCUGCACCGCGCGCUCCACGCCCGGGACGACGCGGCGCUCAGCAUGGCACGCUGGAUGUUCGACCAGUCGGCGCUGCAGGAGUACAUCCUCCUGUGCUGCCAGUGCCCGGCCGGCGGGCUGCUCGACAAGCCGGGCAAGUCCCGGGACUUUUACCACACCUGCUACUGCCUGAGCGGGCUGGCCAUCGCCCAGCACUUCGGCAGCGGCGACCUCCACCACGAGGUGGUCGUGGGCGUCCCCGAAAACCGCCUGCAGCCCACGCAUCCUGUCUACAACAUCGCCCCGGAAAAGGUGGUGAAGGCGGUGAUGCACUUCUUGCAGCAGCCCGUGCCCAGCCUGGAGGCGGCGGGGGUAAGGGCCCCGCUCCCCCUCGGACGGCGCGGCCAAGCAGAGCGAGGUCCUCAGGGUGCUAGCGAUACCAAAAAAAAAAACAAAAAAAAACGGCCGGCCACCACCGCUGCCGCCCUCCCCGGCGGGAGCUGAGGGCGCCGCGGGUGGCGUGGCAUCAAUAAAGCAGAGCUGACACCCGC